Messenger RNA from Colletotrichum abscissum, 3150 nucleotides. Its product is annotated as WD repeat domain-containing protein. Gene Ontology annotation, cellular component: cytoplasm. The coding region runs from base 1 to 3150 and encodes 1049 amino acids. The record is from RefSeq and is a predicted model, not a curated record. NCBI's taxonomy places the organism in Eukaryota, Fungi, Ascomycota, Sordariomycetes, Glomerellales, Glomerellaceae. Gene Ontology annotation, molecular function: protein binding. Gene Ontology annotation, biological process: positive regulation of TORC1 signaling. The transcript is spliced from 5 exons.
AUGGACCGCCCGGAGCCUGGACUGAUCAAAUGGUCGCAGAUACCCGGCUUCGACAGCUUUAUCCACAUAAACCUGCAACAUCGCGUCGUGCAGCUAUAUGAGCCCACCGGACUUGCACAGAGGAACCGCUUCGAUUACACAAGACUUUCAAAGCACGAUGAUUUCCCAACGCUCACUACCUAUGACUGGUCGCCAACGGUCCCAGGUCUCCUGGCCGUCGGCACUCAAACGGGCGUCGUCAACUUGCUCAGGAUGGACGACAACUCCAACGCCUACAUUGAAUUGAACCUCAAAAUGACAAGAACAUGUCAGGCGGUGGCAUUCAACACCGAGGGUCUUCUUGCAGUUGGCUUGGAUAGAGUGCGCAUGGAUCAGUGUCUACACAUUUGGGACGUAAACAGGUUGUCGACGAUGAAUACGGCCGCCAAAGGCUUUCCCAAGGAUCUCCACGCUUUCUCAGACCCAGCAUAUCGACUGGAACACAGCGUGUCAGUGUCGAGCGUUAAAUUCUUUGAAGAUAACCCAAAGACGCUGGUGGUCGGUAUCAAAGCCCAAGGUCUACACAUCCAUGACCUGCGAGAACCUGGCGCUGUUGUGACCUUCCAGACCAAGUGUAACAACAACCUGGCCAUCGAUUACGCUGACCAGAACUACUUCGCAUCAUCCGCACUGGAUCAACCUGGCAUCAUGAUUUGGGAUAGACGAGCAACGUCUCGUCCAGUUGCCUCGCCAUCUUAUCUGGGCGCCGUUGACGAGGACGACCUUCCGUGGGGUGGAGCCUUGAGACUCGACAGAGUGGUUGAGAUGGAUGACGAUUCCUCAUUGAGCGAAAGCAAGCACUCCAUCGUCCGUUCAUUGCGCUACUGUCGAGACCGACGGGGUCUCCUGGCUGUGCUGUCUCGAUCCGGCCAGCUCAAGGUCUUGGAGACGAACAAGGAGAUAACGCAUCGCGACAUGGCCCUUGAAGGUAGCCCAGAGCUUCUCGAGGUCCACAAAUCCCACGACAUGGAUGUUCAAUACGGCGAUAGCGGCAGGAAGAAUGACAGAAUUGUCUCUUUUGACUGGGUGACGCUCGACUCUUCGGUCCUGCAGCCUCGUCUCCUCGUCUUGCGGGCCAAUGGGUCCUUUGAGAUCCUCGAACAACCGUCGUAUACCUCUGAUUAUCUGUAUAAGCUGACACCUUGGCAACCACCACAUCGUGGACUAGAAGAAGGAGGACCUUACCACGAGAUUAUGGAAUUUGAGCCGUCCCAGUCUUCUGACAUGCUCGGUCCCUUGUUUGUUGAGGAAGCACUGUCCGACAUUCCUAUUUUUGGCCCCGACAAGGCCGAUGUUCAGACUAUCGUGGAUCAGACAUUGCAGUCACAGUUCUCUGCAGCAGAUCUCAACAGUAGGUUGACGGGCAAUGAUGCCAGCUCCUCGUCGCCCAUCGAUAAGUCCAAGUCUACUGCAGAAAAGAUGCGAGCUCUGAGAACGGAACUUAAGGAGAAGGCAAGGAAAGCAGAUGCGAAUGGCGGCGAGAGCUCCAUCAUGGAAGAAUCAGUCAGCUCGCUCGCCCAGUUAUCACUGUCUACCGAUGGGCCGGUCUCGUGUCGUCACAUGCAUGAAUCUCUUCUUUCGCUGCCCCUGAAGGCUCAGGACUUGUCGACGAAGGCACAGUGUCUCCUAGACCACGUCAUGCUUCUUCGUGCGAAGGAGAAGUACCUUUUUGAUUGCAGUGUCAAUCGUGUCGUGGUAGCCGAUGAUCCGUGGUUGCGGUAUAUGUGGGAUUGGAUUUCAGACGCCGAAGAUGCUGCAGCGGAUGGAGGCAUGAAGUUGUCGCCGCUCGACCUUAGUUAUAUGGGCGUCUGUACCAUCUGGUGUGAUGAUUUGGGCCGGAAGCCAUCAUCCAGACUUCCAGAGGCAUCUCCGAUCCCCGAAACGACGUUGUGGGAGAAGUGUAUUGGAAGCAUUUGUAAGAAGCGGCGACUACCAAAGUACGAAGGCAUCCACACCAAGAAGCCUUUCCACAGACAGCUGUGUCUAGAUAUCUGCGAAUGGGGGGAUACGGCGGCACAUGAAGCCAGGGGAGCAGCGACACACGAUCCCAGCCAAGACUAUCCGACAACGGCACACACGAUGGCAGCAGCUCGGGCUCUCUUCAAGGGCAACACGCAGGAGGCGAUUGGAAUUCUGAAGACGGCGAGCGUAACACACCCAGAGUUGUUAUUUGUCUCUCUCGCCCUGCAACUCAUCGGAAAGAGCAAUCAUCACCUUAACAAGGAGCAGCUCGAUUUCGACGAGGCCGUGGCAUCGAAAACGGACCCCUAUCUAAGGGCAAUCUCGUCACUAAUUGCCACGGGAGACUGGUUCGCCAUUGCAAACCAAAAGUCCCUGCCCCUGUCAGACCGGGCCUACGUUGCAGUGCGGAACUUUAGCGACGAGCAACUCACCAAGUGGCUCAACGAACAGGUCUCAAUGGCUGUGAGUACGGGAGAUAUUGAGGGCAUUGUUCUCACGGGCAUAACGGACAGGCUGGUGGACAUUUUCGCCAAAUACGUUGAGAAGUUCAACGACUUCCAGACGGCGACGCUAGUCAUGUCGAUAUGUGCGCCACGUUACAUUGACGACUACCGUUGCCUGGCUUGGAGGAAUGCGUACAGGACAUAUCUACAGCGGCACAAGGCCUUCCUCCAGAGGACCAAGUUCGAGGUGGAGAGCACGAAGAAGAGCAAGCGUGGUGAGCGCCCAACGAUCAAGCCGCCCUCGCGCCAGAUUGCGCUCCGGUGCGUGUACUGCGACGCGGAGACGACUCUCGCUGGACAGGGAGGAGUCGGGUCGGGACCGCCGCCUGGGGCGCCUGAUUCACGUAACCCCCUUAUGGCGACGAGCAUAAAUGCGGGAAUCAGCUGUCCCAACUGCGGUCGGCAUCUGCCGCGGUGUGUUGUGUGUCUUGAGGUGGUGGGCGUUCCGAGAUCUGACCGACCGGAGCACAACGGUGAGCCGGAGAGGUGGAUGGCAGCCAACUUCCCAACGUUUUGCUUGAAAUGCGAACACGUUCUGCAUCUGGACCAUGCGAGGCAGUGGUUCACGAGGCACGUUAAGUGUCCGGUACCCGAGUGCCGUUGUCGAUGCAAUUUCAGGGCGAACCCAGAGCUGAACUAUCACUGA